This is a messenger RNA of Cordyceps fumosorosea ARSEF 2679, 1230 nucleotides long. Its product is annotated as Methyltransferase type 11. Lineage: Eukaryota; Fungi; Ascomycota; Sordariomycetes; Hypocreales; Cordycipitaceae. The record is from RefSeq and is a predicted model, not a curated record. Gene Ontology annotation, molecular function: methyltransferase activity. The coding region runs from base 1 to 1230 and encodes 409 amino acids. The transcript has 4 exons.
AUGGGUUCUCCGGAUGAGCGGUCCUCGGAGCGGGAGCCGACACCGCAAUCCAGGGAAACCCCAGAAGCCGACGAGGCAGCUACAGCUACCACGGCGGACGACGACCACCACCACCGCCAUCACAGUGAAGACCCUGACCCUGCCGGCGAUGCACCUCCCUCCGAUCCGCCGUCUCCGUCUCCGCCUCCGCCGCCGCCGCCGCCUCCGUGGCUGCCCGGCACCGGCGGCGAGCAGUCCCCCAUCGAGGCCGCCACCAGCGGCGACAUCAGCGACGAUGAGUUCGUCGCCAACAGCCUCGACUCGGAUCUGGUCAGCGUCACCUCGAGCGUCUGCGCGCACACCUACGAGCGCGGCCGCCGCUACCAGUCCUUCAAGAACAGCCGCUACCCGAUCCCCAACGACGACCAGGAGCAGUCGCGCGAGGACUUGAAGCACGUCAUGCUCAUGGAGCUGACCGACGGCAAGCUCUUCUUUGCCCCGACGGGGGAUCAUCCACAGAAGAUAGUUGACAUUGGGACGGGGACAGGAAUAUGGGCGAUUGAAACCGGCGACGCCUAUCCCAGCGCCUCCGUCCUCGGCAUCGACCUCACCCCGAUCCAGCCGCUCUGGGUCCCGCCCAACGUCGAGUUCAUCGUCGACGACUGCGAGCGCGACUGGCUGCUCGACAACUACGACCUCGCCCACUUUCGCUUCAUGGCCAUGAUCCUCAAGGACGUCCCGCUCGUCAUGCAGCACGCCUACGCAGCCCUCCGCCCAGGCGGCUGGAUCGAGUUCCAGGAGCUCCUCGGCCGCCCCCUCUGCGACGACGGCACCAUGCCCGCCGACGACGCCUUCAAGGUGCUCUACGAGCUCGCCGGCGACGCCUACGCCCGCCUCGGCCUCAGCACCUCGCUCCCCGCCGAGCUCGGCCCGCUGCUGCGCGAGGCCGGCUUCGAGAACGUCCGCUGCCGCGUCCUCAAGGUGCCCAUCGGGCCCUGGGCGAAAGACAAGACGAUGCGGCUGGUCGGGCUGUACCAGAAGACGGCCGUGACGGAUUUUAUUUCGACGCUGGCGGGGCGUCCGUUUGUGGCGCUGGGGCUGUCGGAGGCGGAGGCGCAGGUGAGGCUGGCGCUGGCGAGGCAGGCGCUGGACAACGCGAGGAUUCACAGGUAUUUUAAUUAUUAUUACUGGUACGCGCAGAAGCCGGAGCAGGCGGAGGAGGAGGAGCCGGAUGAUGAUGGUGGUGUCUGA